GAAACUUGGACGCGAUGGUCUGCUCUGUGCUCCUCGACUCCUCCAUCGGCCGAGAAGCUUUGUACCCGUGAACAAAAGCAUGUGCGCAAAGCCGAAGCUGAACUCUGAAGCAGACAAGCCGUGAGUGGAUCGAUUAAUCGUCGAAGCGAUGACGCAUCCACUCUGCAACCCACCUGACAUUCUUCCUCUGGUGGCGUCUCCUCCUCUUCUACUCUACAAAACCAAGCUUACCUUCCCCUUCAUUGGACCCCCAAUUUUCAAGCUCAAUAAUGCCCGCCUCCGUCUCCAACUCAGCGUGUCGUUCAUCCCUAAGGCCGCACCACCGAGUCCCAAGCACCGCCAAUGGCGUACCAGAGCAUCCGCCGCUGAUUACGCGGCCUCGGCAGCAACACCAGAGAUUGAUAUGGCGAAGAAUAGCGAUGGGGUAUGGGCUGCAAAGCAGAAGAAAGUGGUCGUUCUGUGGGACCUCGACAACAAGCCUCCUCGCGGCCCUCCUUACCAAGCCGCCAUGGCCUUAAGAGAAGUGGCCCAACGCUUCGGACAAGUCGUCGACAUGUCCGCCUACGCCAACCGCCAUGCUUUUAUCCAUCUCCCUCAAUGGGUCCUUGAAGAACGCCGCGAGAAACGCCGCACGAAUAUCCUUGAACGCAAGGGUCUCUCCACCCCUGCUGAGCCCUACGUCUGUGGCGUCUGCGGUCGCAAGUGCCGCACCAACCUCGACCUCAAGAAGCAUUUCAAGCAGCUCCACGAGCGCGAGCGACAGAAGAAGCUCAGUAGAAUGCGUUCCCUGAAGGGCAAGAAGCGCCAGCGUUUCAAAGAGCGAUUCAUCAGUGGGAACCACAAGUAUAAUGAGGCUGCGAGGUCUUUGAUUACUCCUAAGGUUGGGUAUGGCCUUGCUUCGGAGCUUCGCCGUGCUGGGGUUUUUGUGAAGACUGUGGAAGAUAAACCGCAGGCGGCCGAUUGGGCUCUUAAGAGACAGAUGCAGCAUUCCAUGAGCCGCGGUAUCGAUUGGUUGUUUUUGGUUUCUGACGACUCUGACUUCUCUGAUAUGCUUAGAAGGGCUCGGGAUUCUAAUCUGAGAACCGUUGUUGUGGGCGAUUGGCAGAGGGCUUUGGGCCGACAUGCUGAUUUAUGGGUUCCUUGGAUUGGGGUCGAGAACGGAGAGGUGGCGGAGGAGGACUUCAUGUCCGUUGGCAGGAGGAUAGAUGAGUUCUCGGAUGGGGAUAAUGAUUUCGAUGAUGAUGGUCUACUCUCCAUAGCAUAUUCUGAUGGAGAGAGCUAUGACGGGAGCGAUUUGGAUCGUAUUACAGAUGAACUUCUUGUCAGAGACACCCAAUUCGGUAGUUUCAGGAUUUCGGCUUUUUCUGAAGGAGAAGAGGAGGAUUGGAUGAUGGAGUGAACUUGGCGAGAAAGUCCAUGGUCUUCUUCAUGAGACGGAUUUGCUUUGGGAGUAAUUAGUUAUAGGAAUCAUUGGAGGAAGAUGGGUGCUUCUAAUUUAGCAGAGCAAUAACAGGUGUUCCUCUGAUCUGAUUUGUGUGCUCUGUCCAUUCAUUCUAGUUCACUCCUGAAAUAGAUUGAAUGGUUUAGAGAACCAAGAGAUUUUCACAACAGGAAGGACCCCCAGCGACAAACGACGGAGUGGCAGCUACAUGAACAUCAGGGCGCAAAUUUGUGGAAUCAACUUUGCCUGCUGAUUGCUUCCUCAAAUGCUACUGGACAUUGAGAGCAAAGUAGUGGGAUCAGCUUGCAUUUCUGACUUGUUUCCACAAAUGCUGCUGUUGUUAGGUGUCUGCUGCAAAUGUAGCCUCGUUGCCAGUUGACCUGAGAGUUAUGGAUAUUCAGCUUAGAAGACUUUCGCUGAUGUGCAAUUAAAGUUGCAUUCAUGAUUUUUAUUGUUGUUGUUGGACUAGUUUCUUCUUGAUAGACGUAGAAUUGUCGUUUUCUAUUUGGACUGGUCCAUCCAAAUUUGAUUGUCGGUGGACAUUGGCUUUCAGUUUCAUCUUUCUGGGAUAUAUGUAAGUUUGGUCAGGUACAGAUCAAUAGUGUUGUUAUAUUGAUUAUACGCAUCAACGUUUUGCCCUUUCUCGGA
Molecule: messenger RNA, 2089 nt
Organism: Macadamia integrifolia
Lineage: Eukaryota; Viridiplantae; Streptophyta; Magnoliopsida; Proteales; Proteaceae
Exons: 2
Coding region: 149-1399 (416 amino acids)
Source: RefSeq, a predicted model, not a curated record